AGCAAUACUAUAUAAGCAGGCAGCAUAUAGUAAACAUUAGAAGUUAGGGACUACCUUUGGAAGCAGAUCUUCACAACUCAAGAUGAAGGGAGUCUGUUUAGUUCUGUUGUGCGUAGCAGUGUCUCAUGCGGUGCCGAUCUGGAGUGAAAGAGAAAAAUUGCAGCUCAUUGAGAAAUACUUAGAAAACUAUUAUAACCUCACAUCAGAUGAGAAACCAACCUUAAGAGGGAGAAACAGCAGCCCAAUAAUUAAAAAAAUUAGAGAAAUGCAAAAGUUUAUGGGACUAGAGGUGACAGGCAAUUUGGAUACUAACACACUGGAAACAAUUCAGAGACCAAGGUGUGGAAACCCAGAUGUUGGCCAGUUUGCUUUCUUUUCGGGGCAACCCAAAUGGGGAAAGAAAGACCUGACUUACAGGAUAUUGAACUAUACGCCAGACAUGACGAUACCUGAUGUGGACAAAGACAUUGAGAGGGCAUUUAAAGUCUGGAGUCGGGUCUCACCACUGACGUUCACCAAGGUUUUGCAAGGCGAUGCAGAUAUAUUGAUCUCGUUUGGUUCAGGAGAUCAUGGAGAUUUCAAUCCUUUUGAUGGUCCUGGGGGAACGGUUGCUCAUGCUUAUGCCCCCAGCAGUGGUAUUGGAGGAGAUGCUCAUUUCGAUGAAGAUGAAAACUGGAGUCAUGGCUUAGAAGGUUCCAACCUUUUUUUCGUUGCUGCUCAUGAAUUUGGCCACUCGUUGGGACUCUACCAUUCCAAUGAUCCAAAUGCUGUGAUGUUUCCAGUCUAUAGGCAACCAGAACUUGGCCAACAGAUUCUCGCUCAGGAUGAUAUCCAAGGAAUUCAGCACCUCUAUGGUCCAUCAACCAACCCAUCUCAAGACCCAAAGGGGGAUGAUGAGCCCAUUGAACCUAUCUGGCCAACCCAAGCUUCAUUGCCAACAGCAUGUGAUCCUCGUUUGAUAUUUGAUGCUGUCACUCCUUUUCGAGGAGAAAUGUUGUUCUUUAAAGACAAGUACUUCUGGCGAAAGCACCCGCAAUAUCAACAGAUCGACUUUAGUUUAAUUUCUCAGUUCUGGUCAUUUUUACCAACUGGUGUUGAUGCUGUAUCUGAAAAUAUUGAUAAAGAUCAGACAUUUCUGUUUAAAGGUAACCAUUUCUGGGCUGUAAGAGGUGAAUACAGGCUUCCUGGGUAUCCCAAGCGUAUCCAAAACCUAGGUUUUCCAAAAGAUGUCAAGAAAAUUGAUGCAGCAUUUUACAAUGCUAAUGAAAAGCGAACAUACUACUUUUCUUCUGAUAAAUACUGGAGGUUUGACGAAGUUACCCAAACCCUGGAAAAGAAAGCGAGAAGGAUAAGAGAUGACUUCCCGGGUAUUGAUGGGAAGAUUGAUGCUGUCUUUCAACAUAAUGGCUUAUUGUACUUCUUCAGGGGAACAAACCAAUAUGAGUUUGACCCAAACACCAGCAGAGUUAGACAAAUCAAAAAGGCCAACAGCUGGUUUUCAUGCUGAGAAGAUUAAACCUCUGGAAGUAUGGAGAACUUUGUUGUAAAAUAAUCACUGCUGAAUGUUUAACACUAUCACUGGUCCUCUGUAAAUGGCCCCCUACUAGGCUGUGAGAUCUAAUGCUGGUUGUUAUUUUUAUAUAUUUUGUAUUUUUAAUGUUCAUAAGCCAAGUUGGACUAUAUGCUUAGCUAAUGUUUAGUAGUAGUUCUCCUGCAGUUGAUUGAAAACAAACUUUUCUCAUCUAUUAUAUCUUGCAAAUUUGCUUAUCUUGUCUUGUGACCAAUUACUGUAGAAUUAAUGCUGUUUGACACCACUUCACUUGCCAUGGCUAAAGACCUUGCAAAACUACAAUCCCCAUAAUUCCAUAGCAUUGUGCCAUGGCAGUUAAAGUGAUAUCAAACUGCACUAAAUCUACACAGUAUAGACGCACCCUAAGACACUAAGCAUGGGUUUGGUUUCCAAAUCUAAUUGUUCAGGUGUGCAAUUCUGAAAAAAUGAAUUGCGGAUGAAGAGAAUGCCAUCAAGAUCUAAAUACAAUCUGUGUCAUUAGCCUCUAUGACCUUAUUCUUAUCUUAGGGGAAAGUUUUCAUGUAGUCUGUAUAGCUCGCUCUUAAGCAAACAUGUUAAUAAAGAGGUGCCUCAAAAGUUUCAAAGAUAAUGAAUUAAAUAAAUUACAAAAUGCUUCAUGCAGGCAUUUCAAAGUUAGAGUGAGCUUUGGAGAUGAACAAAACAAGUUCCUAUACCAGGAAUAAAAGUUUCUGUUUG
Anolis sagrei ordinatus is the source of this 2266-nucleotide messenger RNA. RefSeq names its product stromelysin-1-like. The record is from RefSeq and is a predicted model, not a curated record. Gene Ontology annotation, biological process: proteolysis; collagen catabolic process; extracellular matrix organization. Gene Ontology annotation, molecular function: metalloendopeptidase activity; zinc ion binding. Gene Ontology annotation, cellular component: extracellular matrix. NCBI's taxonomy places the organism in Eukaryota, Metazoa, Chordata, Lepidosauria, Squamata, Anolidae.